AAUUGUGACGAAUCAUUCUAAGGUCUACUAUUCAUCCUUACAGAAAAUGAAUCCGAAUAUACCUGAUUUUGCAAAUGAAGGAUGGCCUGUUUCUGAAUCUCUCUACGAUGAUUCUCCGCAGCAGGACCCUGGAACAUGGGAGAAAUCAGAACAGAAUCUUUGCAACAGCAGUUUAUCAAGCAAUGGUCUCAACGAUUUAGUUUCACGUAUCGUUGAUGAGUCCGACAGCUUGUCAAGCAAAGAUGAAUGGCCAACUGCUGACGUUGCGCCGUAUUCUGCUUUCGGCGGAGAGGAUAAUCGUUAUAGCCUCUUCAGUAGUCCGGCAAAACCAAGAGGCUGGUCUCUUGGAAUAGAUGAAAAGAAUUGGCUCCAGACUCCCAGUCCAGCCCCAGGGUUAAGCAAAAGGUUUCCAGCAACCCCAAGGAGUCUGGAUGAGGCUCUACCUUUCAAGCCACAGAAAAGCAGAAUCAGAGACGAGCCAGUGGAUAUCGAAUACACUCGGGCACCUUUCGAAGAGGAGGACUCUGUCUUCAGACCAUUUGAAAAACAGCCGUAUGCCAGGGAACUCUUCCCUGUAGAUCAGGAUUCGGGUAUGGGCAAUAGUUCUUUGGAAUCAACGGGUACUACGGAAAGUUUUUUACCAGCUUCUACCAGGGAAUGGAACGAGGUGAAAAAGAGCGUUUUGAAUCCGGAUGCCCCGUCUUUUGAAAGAUCCCAAAUGAAUUCGUCGAGAUUUCAUGAACUUCAUUGGCUUCAGAAAAAGAGCCAUUUUCCAGCAGCUCCAGGAACUCCGACCAGGAAGAGGAACAAUAGUGGAAAUAGUACUCAAAGUUCGGAUACAGUUGAGCAGCCUUCUGUUCAACAAGCUGAAUUAUCCAGUCUUCAGGCUCAGAUCGAUGCUAUGAAAAUCAAGAGUGAGGAAGGAGCGUCAUUGAAGGAACUUGCUAGUUACUUGCAUAUAAUUAAACAGCUUCAACAAACUGGUGGAUACAAUCCUUUGUUUCUCCCUCCAAGACUUCAUCCUCAGAUAUUCAAUCCCUGGCCGCAGAUAUAUCAGCCAGAAGUUUAUGAACAGGCUUUGCUAAAUGAAAACAUUUACAAUCUAGCACCUUUGGUUUAUCCAAGUGGAACACAAACUCACUAUCCAGGUAGCCGACCUUUCCACAAGAGGAGUGGACCUGCAAACGAACUUCAUCAAAAUCUUGAGGAGUGCUACGAACAGUUCAAAUUAAUUGAAAAAGAAAGGAAGAAGAGCGAAGCGGAACUAGCCAGACAAAAUCCUGGCAAAAAGAUUUCAGGAUUUAAUCAAACCCCAAGUAAUAUUCCACGUUUGGCUGCUAAUCCUUCGCGGGUCGACAGAUUGGUAGUUGAGAGUUUUAAAGAAGAAGCGAGGGUGUGUUCGCUUAUGCAGUACAUGGAACGUUUAAGAGGUGAUUCUUUACCUUCGCCGUUACAUUUGGCUGUUCGAGAAUGGCGUGAGGCAAUUUGCCAAGUUCACAAUAGAAGGAAGGACGAAGUCGCCAUGAAUCGAGAUCGACACGUCAUGAGAGCUGAAAUCGAUCGAAGCAAGUCUAGUAAAGUUGUUCUCGCCUUAUCGGCUAGCAUUGCUGACUUGAGAGCUUCUGUUCAAAAGGCUAGAAAGGCUUUGUGGAGUUCGAUGCAAAUGUCUCAUACAGAUCUACCGAAACCAAUUUAUACGAGGAAGAUAAAAUCACCAUUGAACGUACUGAAUGCAUUUGUGAGAGAAGCGGAGAAGAGAGCUUGCCUUUGCAAGUAA
This is a messenger RNA of Dimorphilus gyrociliatus, 1777 nucleotides long. NCBI's taxonomy places the organism in Eukaryota, Metazoa, Annelida, Polychaeta, Dinophilidae. The record is from the annotation of a GenBank genome assembly.